Vigna radiata var. radiata (mung bean) is the source of this 2456-nucleotide messenger RNA. RefSeq names its product 3-hydroxy-3-methylglutaryl-coenzyme A reductase 1. NCBI's taxonomy places the organism in Eukaryota, Viridiplantae, Streptophyta, Magnoliopsida, Fabales, Fabaceae. Gene Ontology annotation, biological process: isoprenoid biosynthetic process; coenzyme A metabolic process; sterol biosynthetic process. Gene Ontology annotation, cellular component: peroxisomal membrane; endoplasmic reticulum membrane. Gene Ontology annotation, molecular function: hydroxymethylglutaryl-CoA reductase (NADPH) activity; protein binding. The record is from RefSeq and is a predicted model, not a curated record. The transcript has 4 exons. The coding region runs from base 204 to 2000 and encodes 598 amino acids.
CACGCUGUCCGCGUGGGCAACGGUGGAGCGCGGCAAGCUCAGAGUUUCUAUAAAAAACCUUCUAAAGUCUCGCUCUUCCUUUCAACUACAAUUCCAUUUCUAGCACUUUCGCUCUUACUCCUCCUCCUCCAUCCAUCCAUUCAGCUUCUGGGUUUCACAUUUCCCUCUGCAUCUGCAUUCCCUCCGUCACUUCCACUCGGGAAAUGGACGUUCGUCGUCGAUCGCUUCCCGCCUCCGGUGACAGCGUCAAAACCCAGAAGCUCAAUAAAAACGAUACCCUCACCGCCACACCCACUCACUCCCACGCCCCAUCGCAAACGCUACUCCCUCUCUACCUUACCAACGCCCUUUUCUUCGCUUUAUUCUUUUCCGUCGCAUACUUCCUCCUCCACCGCUGGCGCGACAAGAUCCGCACCUCCACUCCCCUCCAUGCAGUCACUCCCUCCGAAACAGCCGCCAUAGUCUCCCUCGUCGCCUCUGCUGUCUACCUCCUCGGCUUCUUCGGCUUCGCCUCCCGUGCCUCCCUCGACGAGCUCUCUGAUGAGGAGACUAUCCUCCGCGAAGACUCUCGCACCCCUGGCCCCUGCCCCGCCGCGCUCCUUGACUCCCCUGCCUCCAAGAAAAAACACAAUCAAAUCCCUCUCCCACGCUCCAAAUCUGUCGACAAAUCGGUGGAGUUAUCAAAUCCUCCACCUCUAAAACCUUCUAACGAGGCAGCACGAGCACCAUCACCGAUUUCGUUGUCUCCCGAGGACGACGAGGUCGUUGAGGCCGUGGUUUCGGGGUCGGUUCCGUCCUACGCCUUGGAGUCGCGUCUUGGGGAUUGCGGUCGGGCAGCUACGAUCCGGCGUGCGGCGGUGCAGAGGCUGACGGGUCGGUCGCUGGAGGGUUUACCCGUGCAGGGGUUCGACUACGAUUCGAUAUUGGGGCAGUGCUGCGAGAUGCCGAUAGGGUUCGUGCAGAUUCCCGUUGGAGUGGCGGGGCCGUUGUUGUUGGAUGGGAAGGAAUACACUGUGCCUAUGGCCACCACUGAAGGAUGUCUGGUUGCCAGCACCAACAGAGGGUGCAAAGCUAUUUACGUCUCUGGUGGUGCUUCUUCCGUGCUUCUCAGGGAUGGCAUGACCAGAGCACCCGUUGUGAGGUUGCCCUCUGCUCAGCGCGCUGCGCAGUUGAAGUUCUUCUUGGAGGAUCCUCUCAACUACGAUUCCCUUGCUGUCGUUUUCAACAAGUCGAGCAGAUUUGCCAGGCUGCAGAGUAUUCAGUGUGCUAUUGCGGGCAAGAAUCUGUACAUGAGAUUCCGAUGCAGCACUGGUGAUGCCAUGGGAAUGAACAUGGUGUCUAAAGGUGUUCAAAAUGUCCUUGAUUUUCUUCAGACAGACUUCCCUGACAUGGAUGUUAUUGGAAUCUCUGGAAAUUUCUGUUCGGACAAGAAAGCAGCAGCUGUGAACUGGAUUGAAGGACGUGGGAAGUCGGUGGUGUGUGAGGCUAUAAUUAAGGAGGAGGUGGUGAAUAAGGUGUUGAAGACCAGCGUAGAGGCCCUAGUGGAGCUUAACAUGCUAAAAAACCUUACCGGUUCAGCCAUGGCUGGUGCUCUUGGUGGGUUCAAUGCCCAUGCCAGCAAUAUCGUGUCUGCUAUCUACAUUGCCACUGGUCAGGAUCCUGCCCAGAAUGUGGAGAGUUCCCACUGCAUCACCAUGAUGGAAGCUGUCAAUGGUGGCAAGGACCUUCACGUGUCUGUGACCAUGCCCUCGAUUGAGGUUGGUACUGUAGGAGGAGGCACACAACUCGCAUCUCAGUCUGCAUGUCUUAAUUUACUUGGUGUGAAGGGUGCAAGUACAGAAUCUCCCGGUGCAAAUUCUAGGCUACUGGCCACCAUUGUAGCCGGUUCAGUGUUGGCGGGGGAGCUAUCACUGAUGUCAGCAAUUGCAGCUGGACAACUUGUUAAGAGCCAUAUGAAAUACAACAGAUCUAACAGGGAUAUGUCUAAAAUUGUCCCAUAAGCUGUUCACAUUACAAUUCACUUGUCUUAAGAGACUAAUAAGCAAACCAUCACAUAAAGACAAAAGUGAUGGUUGGCAUCUUCCACCAGUGAAUCCAGCUCCCCAAAAGCGUCUAUGGUUGGCAUUCAUUGAAUAUUUGGUUGGUGCGACUCUUACGGAGAUUGUACAGAGGGAGUUGGAUUAGAGGUUGGAGGAAAACAAGAGCAUACUUUUGGGAUUAGAGUUGUAUUUGUUUUACAGAAAGAAAUCAUCUGUGUCGUGUGCUGUUAUUCUCUUGUUUAAAGCUAUCACUGCUUUAGAUGAUGAUGAUCAUACUUUAGUCUGCAGUUUUUCUAUGUCUUGUAAGAUCCAUAUGGUUAAUUUGUAAUUUUAGCAAGAGCACAGAUGAUCUCCAAAUGGGAUGUAGAGAUGUUUAUAGUAAUAGUCACUGGUUGUUCAAGGUUUAUUAUUGGUUCU